Molecule: messenger RNA, 2149 nt
Organism: Sorghum bicolor (sorghum)
Lineage: Eukaryota; Viridiplantae; Streptophyta; Magnoliopsida; Poales; Poaceae
Product: beta-glucosidase 8
Exons: 11
Coding region: 263-1966 (567 amino acids)
Biological process (GO): carbohydrate metabolic process
Molecular function (GO): beta-glucosidase activity
Source: RefSeq, a predicted model, not a curated record
UGCCGCAGGUCACAGCUCGCCUCGCCAACGCCAAGCCCGCCGCCCUGGCAAAAAGAAGGUCCGUCACCGUCACUUGCGGCGUGCCCGAUCGACUGCCCAGGGUGGGCACUGGGCAGCGGGCAGCGGCAAUCGAUAUGACUGAGGUGACCCGACGCCGACCAGAUUGACUGACUGACUGCGUCUGCGAUCUGUUGAGAGUGAGUGAGCGAACUAGGCCGUGCUUGAGCUGAUACUGCCGUGCCGCUCUAGCUCGCCGGCCGGGAUGGGCGCCGCCGCCGCGGGGCCUGCUGCGGCUCCGCCGGCGACGACGCAUUGCCGCUGCAUCCAGCUACUGCUGCUGGCGCUGGCCGUCGUGCCGCUCGGCAGCCGCGGGCUUCGCGUCCGAGCCGUCGGGGCGGACACGGGAGGGCUGAGCCGGGACGCGUUCCCCAAGGGGUUCAUCUUCGGGACGGCGACGUCCGCGUUCCAGGUCGAGGGCGCGGCCACGUCCGGCGGCCGCGGGCCCUGCAUCUGGGAUCCCUUCGUCCACACCCCCGGAAAGAUUGCUGAAGACGGGAACGCAGAUGUUACAACAGAUGAAUAUCAUCGCUACAAGGAAGAUGUUGAUCUCAUGAAAAGCCUAAAUUUUGAUGCAUACCGGUUUUCAAUCUCCUGGUCCAGGAUCUUCCCAGAUGGCGAAGGGAAAGUUAAUGAAGAAGGAGUGCAGUAUUACAACGAUCUUAUAGACUACAUGAUUAAGCAAGGUCUUACUCCUUACGCCAACCUUAACCACUAUGAUCUUCCACUUGCGCUUCAGAAAAAGUACCAAGGCUGGUUAGGCCCAAAAAUUGUGGAUAUAUUCGCUGACUAUGCCGAUUUUUGUUUCAAGACUUUUGGCGAUCGAGUCAAGAACUGGUUCACAUUAAAUGAGCCAAGGAUAGUAUCAUUCCUUGGUUAUGAUAAAGGGAUUGACCCCCCUAAUCGGUGCACACAAUGCACUGCCGGUGGGAACUCAUCGACAGAACCUUACAUUGUUGUUCAUAACAUCCUCUUAUCUCAUGCUACUGCUGUUGCAAGAUACCGCAAUAAAUACCAGGCAACUCAGAAAGGCAAGGUUGGGAUAGUUCUAGACUUCAACUGGUAUGAACCUCUUACCAACUCAACCGAAGAUCAAGCAGCAGCGCAAAGGGCCAGGGAUUUCCAUAUUGGUUGGUUUCUUGAUCCAUUAAUAAAUGGACAAUAUCCAAAGACAAUGCAGGACAUUGUGAAAGAUCGGCUACCAAGUUUCACACCUGAACAGGCUAAGCUAGUCAAGGGCUCAUCAGACUAUUUCGGGAUCAAUCAAUAUACAACAAACUACAUUUCAAAUCAACAAACUACUCAGCAAGGACCACCAAGCUACUCGUCUGACUGGGGUGUUCAAUAUAACUUUGAAAGAAAUGGCGUGCAGAUUGGACAGCUGGCACACUCAGUCUGGCUUUACAUCGUCCCAACGGGCAUGUAUGGAGUCGUCACCUACCUAAAGGAAAAGUACCAGAAUCCAACCAUCAUCAUAUCGGAAAACGGGAUGGAUCAACCUGGAGACCUGACACGCGAGGAGUACCUUCACGACACGGUUCGGAUCGACUUCUACAAGAACUACCUGACGGAGCUGAAGAAAGGGAUCGACGACGGCGCAAACGUGGUGGGCUACUUCGCGUGGUCCCUCCUGGACAACUUCGAGUGGCUGUCGGGCUACACGUCCAAGUUCGGCAUCGUCUACGUCGACUUCACGACGCUGAAGCGGUACCCCAAGGACUCGGCGUACUGGUUCAGGGACAUGCUCUCAGGGACGGGCUCGAAGGCCGCCGCCGCCCCGCAGACCGGUUCAGGCACCCGUCCGGCUGUCUCGGCUUCGGCCACCUCGAAUGGCGCUGCCCUUCUGGUCUCUCUGUUCGUCUCCUUGUGUGUCCUGCUUCCAUCCGUCUUCAUGGUUUCCUCAGUUUAAUUAGGAGUAUAUUUUUUCUUCUAGUGUGAAAUUUUGUAGUGGAUGGCAGCGUGUUGCUUUUAAGACAUGUUGCAUCAAGGAGGGACCUGUUGUAGGAAUGAGACUAUAUGAUUGAGGGUGGUCUGAUGAUUUUAAGACAUGUUGCAUCAAUGCAGAGCAGCUUUGGAUGUGUAUUUAUGGAUA